Drosophila obscura is the source of this 604-nucleotide messenger RNA. RefSeq names its product thyrostimulin beta-5 subunit (gene Gpb5). The coding region runs from base 1 to 498 and encodes 165 amino acids. Gene Ontology annotation, cellular component: cytoplasm; extracellular region. The record is from RefSeq and is a predicted model, not a curated record. Lineage: Eukaryota; Metazoa; Arthropoda; Insecta; Diptera; Drosophilidae. Gene Ontology annotation, biological process: G protein-coupled receptor signaling pathway. Gene Ontology annotation, molecular function: hormone activity. The transcript has 2 exons.
AUGCAAUUUGGUUACUCUUCUUGGGGAACACCCCUGUUGCAUGUCGUCGGCACGCAGUUGGUGGAGCUCCAACCCAUCAAAAGUGGUCCGACAGUGGCUCCAUUGGGCUGCCAUCGACGCGUUUACACAUACAAGGUAACCCAAUCCGAUUUGCUUGGCCGCGAGUGCUGGGAUUAUGUGAGCGUUUGGUCCUGUUGGGGCCGCUGUGACUCUAGCGAAAUAUCGGAUUGGAAAUUUCCAUACAAACGCUCAUUUCAUCCCGUGUGCGUGCAUGCCCAGCGGCAGCCAGCGGUAGCUAUACUCAAAAACUGUCACCCCCAAGCCGAUGAGGGCAUAAGCAAGUAUCACUACAUGGAGGCGGUAAACUGCCACUGCCACACAUGCUCCACACAGGACACCAGCUGCGAGGCUCCAGCUAAUAACGUGCUGGACGAGGGAAGCAAGGCUGUCAAAGUCUUGACCCUCACUGGGGCCGAUUCCGUGGACCUGGACUAUUAGACGAACGUACAUAUAAACUGUUUUAUGGUUCAGUGUAGUGCAGUACAGGGGCUUCUUCGGUUACAAUAAAACAUACUUUACAGCACGUUGCAUUCAAAGCACACAA